AUGCUUAGAAGAAUUUUUAUUUUAUUGAUGUUUAUAUAUUAUGAAAAGGUUAUAAAAAGCUUCUUUUUAAAUUUUUCAAAAAAAAAAAUAUUUUUUUUGAAUAGUAAUAAAAAUAAAAAGCUUACAAUAAGGCAAAGAUAUAAUAAUAUAUAUUGUAAUAAAAAGAUUAAGAAAAAUGAAUUUCAUGAUAGAUGUAUUAUAAAUGUUAAAGGAGGAAAUGGAGGUGAUGGUGUAUGCUGUUUUACAGUAUUUUCACAAAAAAAAAAUAAAAAGUAUGCAUCAGGAGGAGCAGGAGGAAAAGGGGGGGAUGUAUUCUUAGUUGGUGAUAAAAAAAUUGAUAAUUUUUUUAAUUUAAAAUUAAAAGCUUUUUAUUAUGGUGAGAAUGGAAAAAAUGGUAGUAACAAUAAUCAAAUUGGAAAAAACGGAAAAGAUGAAUAUAUAUAUAUACCAAUAAAUACUCUUAUAUAUAGUGAUGAAAAAAAGUUUAUUAAUUUUAUUUCUUUUGAUGGUCAGAAGAUUUUAAUAUCAAAAGGUGGUAAAGGGGGAAAAGGAAAUUACUCAUUUAGAACUAGAAGUUUGAAAAUACCAUUUGUAUGCCAAUAUGGAGAAAAAAUGAAAGAAAAAAAGAUUUAUUUAAAAAAAAUAUUUUUUGGUGAUUUUAGUAUCAUUGGAUAUCCUAAUGUAGGAAAAAGCACUUUGCUAAAUAAAAUUACAAAAGCAAAUGUAAAAAUAGCAAAUUAUAGCUAUACUUCAAAAUUUCCAAAUUUAGGAAUAUUUGAAUGUAAUAAAGUUAAAGAUGAAUUAAAAAUAGAAUCUAUCAAUUAUUCAGAAUAUGGUCUCAAUAAAAAUAAUAUAGAUCAAAACGAAAUAACAAAAAGUGAAAUACACGAAAAUAAUAUGAAUAACAAUGAAUUAAACAAAAAUGAAAUACACGAAAAUAAUAUGAAUAACAAUGAAUUAAACAAGAAUGAAAUAUAUAAAAAUGAUAUGAAUAACAAUAAAUUAAACAAGAAUGAAAUAUAUAAAAAUGAUAUGAAUGACAAUGAAUUAAACAAAAAUGAAAUAUAUAAAAAUGAUAUGAAUAACAAUGAAUUAAACGAAAAUGAAAUAUAUAAAAAUGAUAUGAAUGACAAUCAAUUAAACGAAAAUGAAAUACAUGAAAAUGAUAUGAAUGAAAAUGAAUUAAGCAAAAAUGAAAUACAUGAAAAUGAUAUGAAUGAAAAUGAAAUAUAUAAAAAUGAUAUGAAUGACAAUCAAUUAGACAAAAAUGAAAUAUAUAAAAAUGAUAUGAAUGAAAAUGAAUUAAACGAAAAUGAAAUAUAUAAAAAUGAUAUGAAUGACAAUGAAAUAAAAGAUAUACCAAAAAAUAAUUAUACAAUAAUUGAUUUUCCAGGUAUAAUAGAAAAUUUGAAUGAAAAAAAAAAUAACAUAUCAUAUAAGUACCUUGAACAUCUAAAAAAUAGUAAAGUACUAAUUUACAUGUUUGACAUAAAUAAUAAUAAUAUUAUAGAGAAUUAUAAAAAUAUAAAAAGUGUAUUAGUUAAAUAUGAUGAUUGUUUCAAAGAUAAAAAAGAAGUUAUUGUUUUAAAUAAAGUUGACUUAUAUAAUGAUAAAGAAAAUAUAAAUUUACUAAUUAAUCAUUUAAAAGAAAAUUUAAAUAAUGAUAAAAUAUUUUAUAUUUCUGCACUAACUGGAGAAAAUGUUGAAAAAACAAUGAGUGAAAUAGUUUUAAAUAUUGAUGAUCAGAACACAUUAAAAGAAUUUUUGAAAACAUUACCCAAACCGAUUGAUAUUGAGAAAAUAGAAAAUAGUGAUUAUUACAAUCCUUAUGAUUAUAAAAUUUAUAAAUACAGCGAAAAUAUUUACAUAAUAAAAGGGAAAUACAUAGAAAAUCAAGCAAAUAUUUUUAAUUUCUCAAAAUGUGAUAGCUCAAAAAUAUUUAUGAAAAUGUUAGAUGAUUUGAAUAUAAAUAUGAAACUAAAAAAUAUAGGAGCAAAGGAAGGAGAUAAAAUUAUUGUAAGCAAUUAUUCAUAUAGUUUCGAUCUUGAUUAUUGA
This is a messenger RNA of Plasmodium gallinaceum, 2055 nucleotides long. Its product is annotated as GTP-binding protein, putative. Gene Ontology annotation, molecular function: GTPase activity; GTP binding. The transcript has a single exon. Gene Ontology annotation, cellular component: mitochondrion. The record is from RefSeq and is a predicted model, not a curated record. Bases 1 to 2055 code for a protein of 684 amino acids. NCBI's taxonomy places the organism in Eukaryota, Apicomplexa, Aconoidasida, Haemosporida, Plasmodiidae.